Molecule: messenger RNA, 2771 nt
Organism: Melitaea cinxia (Glanville fritillary)
Lineage: Eukaryota; Metazoa; Arthropoda; Insecta; Lepidoptera; Nymphalidae
Gene: ovo
Product: transcriptional regulator ovo-like
Exons: 4
Coding region: 240-2723 (827 amino acids)
Biological process (GO): epidermal cell differentiation; regulation of transcription by RNA polymerase II
Cellular component (GO): nucleus
Molecular function (GO): DNA-binding transcription factor activity, RNA polymerase II-specific; RNA polymerase II cis-regulatory region sequence-specific DNA binding
Source: RefSeq, a predicted model, not a curated record
GGGCAACGGUGUCGUGGGCAACGCACACCUACGAUCUCGCAGUCCUUUCGCAGCGGCCAACGGUACUGUAUGUGCCGCUAGCUGCUCCGCACUAAGUAAACAGCGGCGUGAGGAAACCUACUGUAUGGUGUUAUGAUGCAAAUUUGUGUUUACCGAUUUUGGACGGGGUGAUUUUUUAUAUGAACUUGUGAUUAUCGACGAACAGAAGGAUCCAGUGCAGUGUUAAUUAGCGACUAAAAAUGCCGAAAAUUUUCCUUAUAAAGAAGCGGUUGCAUGAACAGCAACUUGGGUUACAGGAGGGUCAGGAACUUCUCAGUAAAGGUGACCCGCUGUGCCCUGGCUCUCCUCUCGAUGACGGUCCCAUACCACUCCUCUCGAAAAAGGACAAGGAAUGUGCCGAUCGAGACGUAUUUGGUGAACACCAUGGUGAAAACACCUCUCAAGAAAGACGCACAAAAGAACCUAGAAGGUUCAUAUCUUCUAUUUUAGGAGGUGAAAUCCCAUAUGGAAGCCACAGAGGACAUGUACUUACCCAAGCAGAACGAAAACAAUACUUACCUGUUCUGGCUGAUGACAAUAAAAACGAGGAAAAACCAUUAAUAAAAGAAGAAAAAGAUUUAUUAGAAAAUGAACCCGUAGUCCUUCCUUCUACAAAUUCACCUUCUCCGGAGUCAACGCCUUCUCCCGGUAUUGACAAUAAUGUCACUUGCCAAAAAGUAUCUGUUAUACAAAGGACACCAUCCCAACCGCAAUUUCGUGAUAGUAAAAAAGAACUGUCUGACGUAACACUACCAGCAACAUUACCCACUCCGGAACCUGAACAAGAUCAGCCUAUUGAUUAUGCUAUUGCUAAAAAAAGAGGUGAAUCUGAAGAUGAAGAAACUGAAAAGAAAAUAAGAGAGCAAAGACGAACAAGCAGUUCCAAAAUUGCGAAUGGAAUUUUAGCUAGACCCGUAUUAGUAUUACGAAACAGACCUGGAACCAAAGUACCUGGAAUCAUCAACGCAGCCGCGGGUCAUGGGCGAUCAACCGGCGGCAGUGGUUCAAGUGGAAACUCACAAAACAGUGGUGGAUCAGGGACUUUUAGUUCUGGUAGUGGAAGCGCAACCCCAUCGUCUGGUGGAGGUGGUGCUCUAGGAGGUGGUUCAGGCAGUGGAGGUAAUGGUCGGGAUGGUAGAUCAAACUAUGGACCAAACAGUCCACCUACUGGUAGUCUUCCCCCUUUUUAUGAAACCUUAGGACCUUCUACUAAAAGUGGCCAAAACACAUUUAACGCUAAUGGUAAUUUCUCUAACGAUUUUAAUAUAAUUAAUGGUUUUAAUAUGGACUGUGAAAAUGCUGAAAACCCAAACACAAAUUUUCCAGAACAGAGCAAACAAUACUCAUUAAUGCAGAAUGCCCAUUAUGGAUUAGCGCUGAAAGAUGAAGAAAUUGAUUAUGAGAACAAAAUAGAAAAUCUUGGUGCCAUUGGUAAUUAUGGCAGUAAUUUUGACGAUUCCAUGGUGGUAGAUAUGGGAGAAGAUGUUAUAGAUAAUAACCAAUUCUAUACUACAUUAACAUUUGCUCCAAAUGAAGGAAUAUUAGGAAAUCUUUCAGAUUCAACAGAGGAUUUUGCAAGUCUGUUAAAUAAUCAUGUAGAAUCUAUAACCGAUUCUGAAUUACGAGAGUCAUCUUCAAUAACUCCCGACUCCGUGCAUAAUGCUGUAGAUAUAGAAUCAUUGGCAGAGCAAGUAAAUUUAAGCAGACAGUAUUAUGAAAAAGCUAAUUACUUAGCUUUUGCAAACCAAGAACAAAAUUCUACGUACAACUUUGCCAAGGAAAGGCCAGAUUUACUGAUGCAAUUAAAUCCUGCUCUGUUACAACAUAAUGAAGGUCAAAUGCAACAACUGCAAAUUCAUGUGCAACUCCAACAAAGGCAACAAAUACUAUCGCCGGGCUUCCCAUUUGCGAACUUAGAUUCGCCAACAGGUGUUUCACUACCGUCGCCGGGUGGAAAUAAUUCUUUGGAUAGCAACAAUCACAUCGAGAACUCUGCGCUCAGCCCUGCUGCUGCUGUAAGUCUCAAGAAAGGCUCUGUCAACGAUAGCAAAAUUCAAAUCUUGCAACAGAGGUUAGGACUGCCAGCUGAACUUCCAUUAGAAUUUAUAAACGGUGGACAUGGUGUUAAAAAUCCUUUAGCUACUGAGGCAAAUGCAAGACAAAGAGAAGAGGAAAAAAAUAAGCAAGUUUUAGUCAGUGAAGAUGACCCUACUAAAUUUGUUUGCAGAGUAUGCUCAAAGAACUUCAGUCUUCAAAGACUUUUAAAUAGACAUAUGAAAUGUCAUUCUGAUGUUAAACGAUAUCUUUGCACUUUUUGUGGCAAAGGUUUUAAUGACACCUUUGACCUAAAAAGACACACCAGAACACACACAGGAGUCCGACCCUAUAAAUGCAAUUUGUGUGAAAAAUCUUUUACCCAAAGAUGUUCUUUAGAGUCUCAUUGCUUGAAAGUGCACGGUGUUCAGCAUACCUAUGCAUAUAAAGAAAGAAGAACUAAGAUGUACGUAUGUGAAGAAUGCGGUCACACAACAUCAGAACCUGAAGAACAUUACAUGCAUCUAAAAAAGCAACAUCCUUAUUCUCCUGCGCUGCUAAAAUUUUACGACAAGCGGCAUUUCAAAUUUACAAAUGCAUCUUUCGCCAAUCAACUACUGGGCCAAUUGCCUAUGCCAGUUCACAAUUAAAAAAUUCCUAAUAAAUAAAAGCAAUUUUGUACUGGUUUGAAAAAGAAA